GUUUAACAAAUUUAUAAAUACUGUUUCGUGGGGAUUUACCAUAUUGAGUGAUGCAUUUUAAACCAUAUAUGCCAUUAUGAUCGUGCAGCUUCUGUGUUAUAUUUUUUCGUGUUAUAUCUAUGUUGUGGCUACAUCGAGUUUGAAGCAUGCAGACAAUAUAAAGUUAUUGAGUUCUACUUUAUCAAUACAAAAAGAAUAUAUUCUUGACAUUAAGGAACGAUCUAGGAAGGAGAAGCAAUUAUAUUUUACAGAUUAUUUGCGAAAUCUUUUUAAGGAGAUAUCAUUAUACGAUGCCGAUAAAUCUCUUUUGACAGACGAUACAACAACUUCAGAGGACGUGAUAACGAGGCUGGCCAGUGUUCACAUUUUAUAUAGAAAUAUUCAUAAGAAGAACAAAUACUUGUUUGAUAUUUCUAGUCUUCCUAGAAAUAUAUUUGUUUCCCACGCCGAGUUAGUGACUCAUUAUGGCACACAAUCGACGGAAAUACCAGGUUCAUCUGACAAUUAUCUUAUCAAAGAUGUGACACAAGAUUUUAAAGAUCAUUACACUUUCGGAACAGACUUAUAUGAAGCUGAUUUUGAUGAUAAUGCUAAAAACAAUACAACUCCACAACUAGUGAUUUUUGAAAACGUAAAUAACACCCUAUUGUCCUCGUUGAGGUCACGUAGAAGACGAGAUAUAAGUUUAGCAUUGCCAAUGUCAAACCUAAAGGAUAGUAACAUCAACAAAAAACUCUGUUCACGUUUACCAUGGGAGGUAAAUUUCCGAGAUAUUGGCUGGAGUCGUUCGAUAUGGCAUCCCUCUUCCUACUAUGCGAACGUGUGUGCCGGCAGCUGUGACUAUAAUGAUAAUGCAACUGUAUAUUCAAGUCACGCUUACAUCAAAAAUCUAUUCAUAAAAAAGUUCCGGAAUAAAAUUCCGAAUAAUUUUGAAUUGUCUACCAAUUGUUCCCCUUCUUCUUAUGCACCACAAACAAUUAUCUAUCUUAGCAAGCAUAGAACUAUUAUGGUCAAACAAAUUUCAAGAAUGAAGGUAGCCACUUGUUCGUGUCUAUAAAUUUGAUUGUUUACUCACUGAUCUUUGAUGUGCAAGAAAUCUUUGUAAUGUUAUA
Messenger RNA from Mytilus trossulus (common blue mussel), 1112 nucleotides. Its product is annotated as transforming growth factor beta-2 proprotein-like. Gene Ontology annotation, cellular component: extracellular region. Gene Ontology annotation, molecular function: cytokine activity; growth factor activity. The record is from RefSeq and is a predicted model, not a curated record. The transcript is spliced from 3 exons. NCBI's taxonomy places the organism in Eukaryota, Metazoa, Mollusca, Bivalvia, Mytilida, Mytilidae. Bases 77 to 1057 code for a protein of 326 amino acids.